CCUACUGGACGUCGGACCGCCCAUCGGAGCGAAGACAAAAACAAUCGGCAUCCCGCAGCCAGUACAACAUAAACAGGGGAAAGCCCAAAGCUGAUACUACCGUUAAAUACCUUUCUCCCCGACACGGACACCACCGACAGAGAAAUGGUUUCUCCGGUGACAGUGGUCAAGAGCGAAGGCCCAAAGCUGGUGCCGUUCUUCAAGGCAACCUGUGUGUACUUUGUCCUGUGGCUUCCCACCUCGAGCCCGUCCUGGUUCAGCGCUCUAAUCAAAUGUCUACCCAUCUUCUGCCUCUGGGUGUUUCUGCUGGCUCAUGGAUUCAGCUUCCUCGGUGCUCAUUCCAGUGCACGCAAGAUCCUGGCGGGCCUCAUCUUCUCUUCUCUGGGUGAUGCCUUUCUCAUCUGGCAGGAGCAGGGCUACUUUGUUCACGGCCUUCUGAUGUUUGCUAUCACCCACAUCCUCUACUCGUCGGCCUUUGGGAUGAAGCCCGUCAACGCGUCCGCCGGCCUGGCCAUCGCCGCCGUGUCCUCUGUGAGCUACAUGCUGCUGUACCCCUACCUGUCCGGCCCCUUCACCUACCUGGUGGCCGUCUACGUGGCUCUGAUCGGCUUCAUGGCUUGGAGGGCCAUAGCGGGCCUGCAGCUGGCCAACGACCUCUGGACCUGGACCAAGCUGUCCGCCUGCCUGGGCUCGGUGCUCUUUAUGGUCUCCGACCUCACCAUCGCCGUCAACAAGUUCUGCUUCCCCGUGCCGUACUCGCGCGCCAUCAUCAUGGCCACCUACUACGCCGCCCAGAUGCUGAUUGCGCUGUCGGCCGUCGAGUGCCAGGAAGCCGAGGUGGCCAGGAAGAGAAUGUGAGGUGCCGCCAGGUCCGCGCCGUGCGUCCACGGAUGCAUCUCGCUGACGGGUCCCAGGCCUUCAGCUCGCAUCUCAGUGUGACGCUCCCACGCUGUUGUUACUAUGGCGACUGGUUUACCACAGUCUUCGCAUGGCUAGCACCCUUCUACUAGUACGGUAGCGUCACAACUGUCCUUUUACAAAAACGGUAGUAUUAUCAUCAGACUUUCCCCAGCAACAGUCCUACCUUCGUUCUCCGACCCCAGACUGGCUUUCAACCUAGUUACCGUGGAAACAAGCCUAUUAGUAUUAUUAGAGAGUCUUACUUUGGCUUUAACUGAUUUAAUUUAAGGGGAGCAUGUCACUGGGGACCCUCAAGGAAUGUGUGUGUGUGUGUGUGUGAGGGAUAGAGGGAGCGAUUGUGUGUGUGUGUGUGUGUUUGAUUAACACUCUUUACCUCUCAGUCCCAUCACCCACAGUGACCACUGACUCCCACGUCCACUUUUAAUGGUCCAACCAGGUUUUUGUCGUUGCUUCAGACUUUUUGAAAAGGGUUUCCUUUUUUUUUUAACCAUGUGCGGCUUUUCACUCACUGAAGCGUUGUUAAAUUAAGUGUUCUAUCUUCAAAAUGAGGAACACAUCCGUACUUUAUUAUCUGCCGUCCCGUCCGUUGCAUUUACAGAUUUCCUCCCAGCAGAACGCUGUGCACUUUAGAGUUGUCCUGUGAAGGAUAAAAAUGACAACUAAAACUUUAUUCUGCUGUAAUAACUAAACCUAAAACAGCACUCAAAAUGAACCCUUCUUUGAACACAAUCUCACCGAUUGUACAUUUCUUUCAGGUGUUUUACAGAACUUUGUGACCGUGCAAAUGUUGCCAUUACCAUAAAAUAACAGCCUCACAGCGAAGAAAUGGGGAGAGGAGGGAGCUGACCUGUCAUGUGACAACAGUUAUCCCAUAAUACCCACAAUCAUUUGUCUUUUAUCCAACCCACCCUUGCCCCACUAAUCCUUUUCAUUUGAUUCGCCCUCAUGUGAGUGUGUGUGUGUGUUUGCGUGUGUGUGUGUGUGUGUGUGUGUAUGUGCGUGUGUGAUUGAGUGUGCGCAUCUGAGAGUGCGUUCACCUGUGACAGCUCAGGAGCAACACAACGGCUGUGAAGCAUCACCGUUUGCAGAAAGUACGCCACUAGACAACAUGUUUUUAUAAGUCUUCACGCUCUUAACCUCUGGUGUUUUAUAGCAUCCCCUGAUGUGUUGUCGGUUAAGGGGGGACUAGAAGUAGUGUGUUAUUGGAUAAAAGUAUACUCAAACCGGUGUCUAUAUAUUCUUAAGGUUUAAUUGGACCUUAACAGUAAUUCAGUGGUACACUAGCAUCCUCUAGCAAGUAGACACUCACCUUUUUAACUAGUAUAUGUCACUGGCAUUAUGAUUAACUAACCACUAACUGUUUUCAUCACUAAGGCAAAUGGAAAAGCGAUAGCUUUUGUUAUUCAGUAGCUGAGUACACAAUGCGCCUUUAGUGGGAGAAAAUGAGCUGUAUACAAAACAACGUGGCAUGGAAAAUAAACAGAUUCCAUGUUACGGGUACCUUCUAAAAAGGUCAAUGACCUGGAGCUGUCGUGAGUGCCUCGCGUCAGCCACCCAUGGCGGAUCUGCAGUCUGACCACGGCACGCCAUCCUCAUCAAAAGCCGCCCACGGUCUCUGUUUGACCGGGAAAGACACCGAGCCCAAGAGUCCCCUCCCGCCGCCGCCGCACGCACGCUUCCUCAAUCCCCUUUUGGGCUCGUCAGCGCUUUAGUUCUCAUCACCCUCUCUGCGCGCGGCCGGCAUCCCACCCGUGUGGUGUUCCUUCCAGCAUUACUGGAACCUACCCCCCUCCCCCACACACACACACACACCCUCCCUUCCGGUGUGCAGUCUGAAAUCAGACCUAGAGGAUAGAGGGAGUUACGGGUCAGGCCGCCCUACUCGUCCUUACUGCGUGGGCUUCUCCUGUAAGCACAGUUCCCAGUGGAUAGCUUCCAGAAGACCGGCCUUACUUUGAAGGGCCUUUCUGGGAUCAUCUCACGUGGUUCCACCCGGCAGCUCGGGACCUUCUCCGUGACUUUGUUUCGUUUUAAUUCUCUCCUCCAGCGCAGAUGACCCAAGCUGAAAAAGCAUAAAAGGAAGCUAAACACAUUUCACUUCGAGUUGCGCUUGUUAGCCUCGGAGCCCUCUCGUGUGUCAAACAGCCUUUUGUUUUGAGGCCCCCCCCCCACACACCCGUGGUGCACAAGUCAUUGGUGAGCGAUACUGUAGCUGUGGUGAAAUAGGACACGCAGGGGAAGACUCCUUUUCCAUCCUAUGUGCGAGCCAGAAGGUAUCGUAGAGAGCUGUGGGAGACCAGUGUGGAUGGGAUUAAUCAGCCAGAUCCAGGGGCCGUUGAUUGAACCGCUUGCCGCUUCUUCUUUUUGCUGUUGUGUGUUGGGUUGUUUUAUCUGAUGCUGGUAAUGCGCUGCGCUGUACCCUCUGCAGAUCUUAAUCACGCGUGUCAAGUGGGUUGAAAGUGACUCAUCCAGGUCAACGCUCAUCCACAGUGAUGGGCUGCAAAGUGCACCCGACUGACGACGUCUCCUCUUUGCAUACAUCGUACAUCAUACAUCUGAAGCUACUGUGUGCUGCACUUCUCUGUAAUCAGAGGCCAGUCCAUCUCUCUCGAAGCAGCUGCUGCUGGGUUUGAAGCGAAAUGAUCCUCGUGUACUGUAACCUUUUAGUAUUUGCUCCUUGUUCCUUUAUCUCCUUACAUUUCUGCUUCGAGAGAUACAACAGAAGCUGGUUUUAAUGUUAAGGGUUUAAUCACAAUAAAGUGGCAUUUUUGAAGUGUUACAAGCCUUUAUAUAUAUAUGAACUCUCUUUUUACGUUAUCCUUUUAUUUGCAGAAAGGUAACUCCAAAUGCUGUUUUUGCCUGUCUCUGUGGAAAGAAAUCUUUUCUUUUUUUGAUGGUCCUGACUUCAUUUCAUGAACAAAUGUUUAUUUCCCUUAUUUAUCUCUUCUUUUUAUUUCUGUGAUAUUUCUCACCCCAUCAUCCUUGAUUCAGUUUUUUUCUUUUUUAAUGAACGUAGAGAUGAAAUAGUUCUGCUGUAGUGAACUGAUAUGAAUGUGAAUAUCUAUUGGAAAAAUAAAUGAAAAUACAAUGCAAAUUCAA
This is a messenger RNA of Pungitius pungitius (ninespine stickleback), 4020 nucleotides long. RefSeq names its product transmembrane protein 86A (gene tmem86a). Gene Ontology annotation, molecular function: hydrolase activity. Gene Ontology annotation, cellular component: membrane. The transcript has 3 exons. NCBI's taxonomy places the organism in Eukaryota, Metazoa, Chordata, Actinopteri, Perciformes, Gasterosteidae. Bases 145 to 858 code for a protein of 237 amino acids. The record is from RefSeq and is a predicted model, not a curated record.